AUGGAGAAAAGUAUAUCCUACAGCACAUCUUCAAAAAUUCCUGAGGUUGGGAGUGAGAGACAUCCGCUGACAGUUGAAACUCCACCGACACCGAGCAGUGCUUCCAAUCCUGUGCCUGUGGUGGUGCCGCCGCCUACAAAUAUGCCAACCGGGCCGAAUAUUCUAUAUGAGCGUCCACCAGGUAUGAAAGCUAGGGUUUAUAGGUCAGCAGUCUGGGAACAUUUUACUACUUAUUGGGUUAGAAAUGUUAGGAAAGUUAAGAAUCCUGAGUCGGGGUUGAUUGAGGAUGUCUGUGAAUAUAAAGAGAGAGCUAAAUGCAAAUAUUGUCCAAAGGGGCAGGGAGAUUUUGCUGCAGAGAGUGGACCAAAUGGGACUGGGGGGCCUAACAAGCAUAUACCUAAGAAGUCAAUCAGAAAUGCUGUGAAGUUUGUGAGAAGCUCACCAUCUAGGUUGGCCCUUUUUAAGAAGGCUGUGGUUAGGGAAAAAAUUGAUUAUAAGGGGUUAGUGUGCUUAGAUGUGCCAACAAGAUGGAAUUCAACAUAUUUGAUGUUGGAUUCUACCUUGAAACUGAAAAGGGCAUUCAAAAGAAUGGAACAAGAUGUGGACAGCCCAUAUCUAGCUUAUUUUAAUGAGCCUGAUGAGGAGUUUGAUGAUGAUGGAAAUGCAAUUGUUCAGAGAAGGGACAAAAAAAAGAUUGGGCCACCAAGGGAUUCUGACUGGGAUGCAUGUGAACAAUUUAUCAGCUUUCUUGCUGUUUUUUAUGAGGUCACACUGAGGGUAAGUGCCUCUAAUCACCCAACCAUUCACACUACCUUCCAUGACAUUGUUCACAUGGAAGAAGUUUUGAUCAGCAGAUCAAUAUGUGCCCCCCAAACUGCAACACAAAAAUUAAUGGCUGACAUUGCAUCACUCAUGAAAACCAAGUAUAACAAAUACUUUGGUCAAUUGAAGGAUCUGAACCCUUUUAUUUUUGUGGGAAUUGUAAUGGAUCCAAGGUUUAAGAUGAAGCAUGUCACUAAAUUGUUGUCUGUUGAGUUGAUGUGGAGUGAUUAUGAGGUUGAGAAGAAGGAAAAAGAGAUCAAAGCACUAUUGUUUGAGUUGUUUGAAGAGUAUAGUGCAAAGAAUGAUAAAAGUUUGAAAAAAAGAAGUGUAGAACCUGUGACAAGCAGCAGCAACAGCAGCACCUUGAAGAGGCAUAAAAUUAAGGAAAAUGAUUCUCAUAUUGGGAGUAGGGUCAAUUUAGCCACCAGCAACUUGAAGUAUGUUGUUGAUUGGACAAAGCAUGUCACAGAAACUGAUGAGGCAACACUGGAACAUGAGAUUGAUACAUAUUUGAAAGAUCCUCUGUUAGCCAUUAAGGAUCAAAAGGGUGAUGACAUUGCUGCUGAGGAGUUGAUAGAGAAAUACAAUUCCUUUGAUAUAUUGCAAUGGUGGAAAAAUGCAGACUCCCGGUAUCCAGUUCUCUCUUCACUUGCCAAAGAUAUUUUUGCUAUUCAAGUAUCAACAGUGGCUUCUGAGAGUGCUUUUAGCACAGGAGGGAGAGUCAUUGAUUCAUUUAGGAGUUCAUUAACUCCUAAAUCUGUGGAGGCUUUGAUUUGCAUGUAA
Messenger RNA from Striga hermonthica, 1605 nucleotides. The record is from the annotation of a GenBank genome assembly. Lineage: Eukaryota; Viridiplantae; Streptophyta; Magnoliopsida; Lamiales; Orobanchaceae.